Messenger RNA from Trichoderma reesei QM6a, 909 nucleotides. RefSeq lists its product as uncharacterized. NCBI's taxonomy places the organism in Eukaryota, Fungi, Ascomycota, Sordariomycetes, Hypocreales, Hypocreaceae. The transcript is spliced from 7 exons. The record is from RefSeq and is a predicted model, not a curated record. Bases 1 to 909 code for a protein of 302 amino acids.
AUGUACCAAGAAAGAGGAAUCAAUCGCUUGCUCGCUGCAUCUAAGCAUUUACGGAAAGCAAAGUGCAAGUUUGCGGAAGUGCCAGAUUCAGUAAUAGCAUCGCAGACCCAUGUUCAUGCAUACUACAAGUAUAUCCAGAGAGGUAAUACAGACCUGCUCGUCGUCCGUACCGCCAUCGCCAUCAUCCCGGCUUUCCAGGUUUCCAACGCCUCGGGGAAAGUUGGAGAAACUCCACGCCGUAAGCCUGUACUCCUCAUCAAGAAAUUUGGAAUUGCAAAAAGUGAACCCCCAAGCUAUCACAGAUUAUUACACGACCGUAUCUCGAUCCAGCGCAGUCAUUUCGAUGAAGGAAUCCACUCCUUUCUGACUGACCUCGUCGUCUCCCGCACUGGCCGUGUCAUCCUCGCUCUCGGCGCCGAAAUCCUUCGUCUCCUGCAGACCCGUCCGUACCUACUCGUACGAGACUCCACACUGGCUAAACGAAGACGAUGGGAGGCAAAGCAAAGUCCUUCGACUAGGUCAUACCGCCUGCAGCAUCUAGAAGAUGGGAGCAUGAUGAACGAUCCCAAACUUACACGUGAUCGCUGUUUGACUGAGGCUCUUCAUGCUCCAGCUGUCACACCGGCAUCACUGAAGUACAUCAGCAGCAGUAGUGAGAACGUCUCGUUAAGGAGGGAUCACGAAAAGGCAUCGCGGAGUGCCAGACCAACCAUCGACAUCGAGGAAGUGGAAGACCAGAGUCCAGCUUCAUAUCAGUCAAUGACUUCCCAUGUCUUUGGCCUUGCUUCUACCCCUUCCCACCCUUUCGUCGCCUUUGACCUCUUCCUCGUCCUUGUGCUCAGGGCUCCUGCCUGGAUCAAUGGUAUCAAGUCAUCAAAGGCAGACACCAUCCCGCCAUACAUGGGUUGA